Messenger RNA from Salvia splendens (bonfire salvia), 2687 nucleotides. RefSeq lists its product as uncharacterized. Bases 583 to 2565 code for a protein of 660 amino acids. The transcript has 4 exons. The record is from RefSeq and is a predicted model, not a curated record. NCBI's taxonomy places the organism in Eukaryota, Viridiplantae, Streptophyta, Magnoliopsida, Lamiales, Lamiaceae.
UCACGCACGCUAAGCGUCUGAGACAACUCGUGCAGCUGAAGCGCAGAGUCAACACUCAACCCAGCACAAAAUCGACUCACCUAUACAUACGCCUAUACAUACACUUCCUCUCUGUAAUUCAAAUCCCUCUCUUUCCUCGAUUCCAACUGCCAAUUAAACUCUUCAAUUUGACCAGUAUUUCCCCCAACUAUGAAACCCCCCUAAUUUUUUUGAAUGGAAACCCUAACCCUAACCCUAACCCUAGCCACACACCCAAUUUCUCUGCUUAGAUCGUCGCGGUUUUCCCUCUUGUUUUCCGGAGGGUGAUCAAUUGGUGUUCGAAUUCGCUUCUCCAUCGUUGAAUCAAACAUAUAUUGGAUUUUUGUGCACGUUCUCUGUUUUCUUAAUUCAUUUGUUUUGUUGGAUUGCUGCAUUUUUUAUUAUAGUUGUUUGAUGGAGUGUUCUGCUGCCCUGGGUCAUAGCUUUUGAUGGAUGGCAAAAUAAUGCUGUGAGCAUAAAAAUGGAGAUCAAUUAAGUUUUAGGUUGGAGAAAUAGGAUUUGUAUUGUCCAUAGAAUCAUACUUGCAAAUAUACAUUUUGUCAUAUGGGUAGCUCAGAAACGGGAGGAGGGGUGGAUUGUAGUGUGGGGAGUAUAGUUUGGGUCCGACGAAGAAAUGGGUCUUGGUGGCCUGGAAAAAUACUUGGGCCUGAAGAGCUUUUAUCGUCUCAUAUAACAUCGCCACGAUCAGGAACUCCGGUCAAGCUUCUAGGGAGGGAGGAUGCUAGUGUGGACUGGUACAACUUGGAGAAAUCAAAACGUGUAAAGGCUUUCCGAUGUGGUGAGUUUGAUGACUGCAUAGAAAGGGCUGAAGCUGCUCAUGGUAUGCCUCCAAAGAAAAGAGAGAAAUAUGCACGGAGAGAAGAUGCAAUAUUGCAUGCUCUUGAAUUGGAGAUGCAACUGCUGGAAAAGAAAUUUGGAAAAUCAGGAAAUUCGUCUAAUGGCCAAAGAAAAUCGCCUGACGCUGUUGUGUCUUCAGAAUGCUUGGAAAAUGGCACAGAAAAUCAGUUAGGCCCCAGAUCUGGCCAGCUACCAGCGAUGCUUGCUCUAUCUGUUGUAGAAAAGAAUGGGUCAAACCAGCAUCCAUGCGAUGAGACAGGUAUUAAUCAACCGAGUGGUGAUGAUGAUAGUGCUGGUGCACUACCUCGAAUGAGAGGGUUGCAGGACUUAGGUCUCCGGACUACUCCACCAACAAGAGAGGAGCAUUCUGGAAUUGCAAUAUCUCGGGCGAAGAGGAGUAGAACUGCUUACUUGACAUACGAUUCAGGGGAUUGUUCCAAUGACAAUCAAACUCUAACCACCCAGAUGGAAAUACCGGUUUCAAAGUUUGAAGAAAGCAGCUAUCAAGCUGAUGCUGGUGACCACAUUUCUGGGUCUACAGAGGACACUGAAACAGAUUGUUCAGAAACUGAUUCUAUGGAGUCGGAUUCAGAUGAAGAAAUUACUGCUCUGUCUGAUGGCGCAGAUUCUAUAGAAUUGCAACCUAAAUAUCCAAGGAGUAUUGAAGCACACGAAGAGCAUGGAAGCUUUAGCAGUAGUGACGACUUCGAUGAAAUGGCAUAUGCUGAUGGCUUGCCUCAUGGCUACAUAUCAAAUUGUGGGGAGGUUUCCAAGUGGCAGCUAAAAGGGAAAAGAAAUAACCGCAAUGUUGGGAAAAAGUGUUCCGACAGAACUGAUGCUGAUCUUCCCAAAGGAUACACAAACAGCAGAAACUCCAACUGGAGCAAUGGUGGUUUCAAGACGGAUCCUAUUGAUAAAAGUUUAAGGAACCAUGCAUCCAGGUAUGGAUCGACAGGGCUACACAAUUCUAACGAGACUGCUGAAUUGGACGACUUCACUUGGAAUAAUCAGUCAAUCAUGAGGGGAUAUUGGGAGGAUUCACAUGAAUAUGUAAAUCCUUUCUCUGCCGAUAGGCAUCCUUUUGGUGGUCGGACCAUGCUGAUAGACGUGGAUUUGAAAGUCCAGGCGAACAACUAUCGAAGAGAUGUCCCAAUGAUCUCGUUGAUGAGCAAGCUAAACGGGCAUGCUAUAAUAGGCCAUCCCAUCCAGAUCGAAGCUCUUGAAAGUGGUUCAUCCGAGAACUAUGUCUCUACAGCCGAUUAUUUUCAACCCGAACCUCUGGAGACUCCUGCACUUCCUUCAGUGUGGAGGACUGGUCGCAGGACAGCAAAUUCCCGUGUUCCCCGCCCGUUUCUGAACGGUGAGAGCAAGCAGCAUAGUCUAUUCAUCGAUCAAGAUGCCCGUCUGAAAGGGAGCAUGAUGCAGAGGAGUUACUCCCAGUAUCCAAUGGACAGAAAAAUCUCAAGAAACUCACCCAAGAAGAACAGCCUGUCAUCCAACCUAAAGAUACGAAGUCUUUCAUCGAUUGCAUCAGGCGAGCAGCAUCAGAGCGAGCCUAGAAACGACGCCAACAACUUUCAAGUGGGCGGGAUGAUCAAAACGGGGAAUCUGCCCACAACAGUUGCUUGCAUACCAGUCAGCUUGGUAUUUAGUAGGUUACAUGAGGAGUUGGUUGGUCGCCACCAGUAAUAAUCUGUAUGAAUUAUUGUAGAUAUUGAUUGUUUACUAGUUGCUUGUAAAUUUUAGGAAAUAAUUUUAUAUAAUUACACCAUGUUAUCACAUUUUCUUGUGAAAACACCCAUUUUGAGUCU